AGGAAAUCGGAUAUGUUCCAUGGUUGCAGCAAUGCCGCCGAUAACUUUGCAACUGCUGAUGUGAAAACACAUUCGAAUCGCUACUUGUUGAUUGCUACUAGUGGAGGCUUAAACCAACAAAGAACAGGGAUAACUGAUGCUGUUGUUGCAGCUUAUAUCUUGAAUGCUACUCUUGUUGUUCCCAAGCUGGACCAGAAAUCAUUUUGGAAGGAUUCCAGCAAUUUUGAUGAAAUCUUUGAUGUAGACUGGUUUAUAUCAUCUCUAUCAAAAGAUGUUGAAAUCAUUAAACAGCUUCCAACAAAGGGAGGAAAACCAAUGAGUCCAUAUACCAUGCGUGUCCCAAGGAAGUGCAAUGCAAAAUGCUACCAGAAUUGUUUAGUGCCUGUUCUUAAUAAAAAGCAUGCUGUUCAGCUCACAAAGUUUGAUUACAGACUUUCAAAUAAGUUGGAUUCAAAUUUACAAAAGCUUAGGUGUAGAGCAAAUUAUCAUGCCUUGAAGUUUACUGACCUUAUUAAUGAAAUGGGGAAAACGUUGGUUGACAGAAUGAGGAUGAAAAGCAAGCAUUUCAUUGCCCUGCAUUUGAGGUUCGAGCCUGAUAUGCUGGCAUUUUCUGGAUGUGAUUUUGGUGGAGGAGAAAAAGAAAGGAAAGAACUUGGGAAAAUUCGGAAAAGGUGGAAAACUUUACAUGCAAGCAACCCUGACAAGGUAAGAAGACAUGGCAGAUGCCCGCUAACUCCAGAGGAAGUUGGCCUUAUGCUUAGAGCACUGGGUUUUGGAAGUGAUAUUCACUUGUAUGUGGCAUCGGGUGAAGUAUACGGAGGUGAAGAGACGUUGGCACCACUGAAGAAACUUUUCCCGAACUACCACUCAAAAGAGACUAUAGCAAGUAAAGAGGAGUUGACACCAUUUUCAUCCUUCUCUUCUCGAAUGGCUGCACUUGAUUUUAUUGUUUGCGAUGAAAGUGAUGUUUUCAUCACCAACAACAAUGGCAAUAUGGCUAGAAUGUUAGCUGGUCGAAGGAGAUACUUUGGUCAUAAACCAACAAUCCGUCUAAAUGCUAAGAAACUGUCUCCGUUGUUCAUGAAUCGUAAUAACAUGACGUGGGAAGAAUUUGCCUCCAAGCUUCAAACUAAUGAAAUUGGAUUCAUGGGAGAACUAAAUGAGAUAAAGCCUGGCAGGGGUGAGUUCCAUGAAAACCCAGCAGCCUGCAUAUGUAGUGCAUCUAGCACAAAGUCCAACGAAGUUCCAAUUCCUCAAAAUGAAAGUUAUGACAGCCAGAACAUACAUAAGGAGGAUGACACGAAAAAGGACAGUGGUUAUGUGACAGACGAGCAAAUAACCGAGGAUGAGCAGGAUUGGUCUGAGAUUGAUUAUAUGGAAAUGAAUAUAAAUCGUUCUCAGGGUAAAGUGCUGCCUAGUGUAAGAGUUUCAGAUCCAGGUCUUCUACUUAAACCUGACGAACCAGAACUCGAAGAGUUCUUUUCAGACUAGACUGAAUUAAUUAGGAGAAGACUAGACUGGAUCUCCACCUCCGCGAGUUAGCUGAUGUGUCCAAAGGAAUUCAUCACCAAAAUUCUUUGCUGGUUUGUUUUGAUAGGUUACUUGUGCGCACAAGAUUGAUUUUGUUACACUGAAGGGUAGUAAUAACAAGGACGAACAAUGUACAUAGAAGGCCUCUGUAGCAGCAGCAUCGGCAUUGGAAUAACAGAAUGGAGGCGUAAUAUAGAGUCCUAUUCAGAUUUUGAAACUUGUAAAUGAAGCUACUAGGACAUCUUUUGCUGUUUUUUUUUUUUUUUUUUUCUUUUCAUUUUCUCUGAUGAUUCUUGCCGUAAGGCAGGAAUGUUGAUAUGAUUUUUUUUUUCGGUCAAAAGAAUGUUUAUAUGAUCCUUGCUCUUCUUUUGUACCUUUUUUAUUUUUUGAAUUUUUUAAGUUCGUGUUCUAUGAUAGGCAUUGAACCCAACGAUGGCCUUGCUUUCUUCAUCUCCCUUGAAAAUUUUAAUUUUUUGUAAUUGCUUUAUGGUGAUGAUGAUAGAAAAACGUAUUUGAUUUAAGAAAUGCAAACUGAAGAAAUCCAACUUGAAUGAAGCCAUUCCAACUUGAAGCAGAAAUCCAAUUGAUGCAAAAUUUAGUACUGUUGACUUUUAACAAUUUAAUACUUGAAUUGAAUGAAGAAAAUUACAUGGCUUACAUGGGGCGUGAGAAACUGAACUCAAAAGCAUCCUCAGCCAAAAAGCUUGGCGAUGGAGAGGGCAAAGGGUUAAAACAAGAAAGACAUCCCUAAGCCUAACAAACUCAAAAGCAUCCUCAGCCACAAGUCUUGCAAACCGCUCAAAUAAAAUGAAAAUUUGAAGUUAGGGAUAUCAGCUUGAUCUACAAAGCCCUCUGCUUUAUCAUCUCAGCAUCUUUGCCAUACAACAGACAUAUCCCACACUUUUCCACCUCCACCCCAACCCGAACGGGGAGGGGGCGUUGAUAAGCAAGGUUGAAGUCAACAUUGACCUCAG
Messenger RNA from Prunus avium (sweet cherry), 2504 nucleotides. The record is from RefSeq and is a predicted model, not a curated record. Lineage: Eukaryota; Viridiplantae; Streptophyta; Magnoliopsida; Rosales; Rosaceae.